AUGACCCGCGGUAACCAGCGCGAGCUCGCCCGCCAGAAUAUGAAAAAGCAGAGCGACUCGGUUAAGGGAAAGCGCCCAGAUGACGGGCUUUCUGCUGCCGCCCGCAAGCGGAGGUGCCCCAUCAUCUCUACCCCCAGGGACUCGGAGAUCAUGCAGCAGAAGCAGAAAAAGGCAAAUGAGAAGAAGGAGGAACCCAAGUAGCUCUGUGGCUUCGUGUCCAACCCUCUUGCCCUUCGCCUGUGUGCCUGGAGCCAGUCCCACCACGCUCGCGUUUUCUCCUGUAGUGCUCACGGGUCCCAGCACCGAUGGCAUUCCCUUUGCCCUGAGUCUGCAGCGGGUCCCUUUUGUGCUU
This is a messenger RNA of Zalophus californianus (California sea lion), 352 nucleotides long. RefSeq names its product small EDRK-rich factor 2-like. NCBI's taxonomy places the organism in Eukaryota, Metazoa, Chordata, Mammalia, Carnivora, Otariidae. Bases 1 to 201 code for a protein of 66 amino acids. The record is from RefSeq and is a predicted model, not a curated record. The transcript is spliced from 2 exons.